AUGAAAACGCUUGUCAACAAGGUUCUCUCAUCAUCGAUUAUUACUGCUUCUCGAAGAUCCUCAUCAUCAUUAUCAUCUCUCAAUAAUGGUUCUAUUCUUAUUGGUGGAUUGAAUAAUUCCGUACCACUGAUCAAUGUCUUUGGAAAACAUCAUCAAUUAAACUUUUCAAUAAUGGAAAAUGCAAAUGGAAGAAAUUAUCAUGCAACAAGUAAAAUGUUGAAAAAGGCUAAACAACAAGCACCAGAGACAACAGUUUAUUCCGAACAAGAACAGAAUGAAUUGAUCAAAAAUUAUAUAGAACUUGAGGACAAAUUUAAGAAAUUAACUGAAAAUAUUAUUGAAUAUCGUAGAAAUCAUCCUACUCCUGUUCAAUUAUUGGAAACUAAUCACUUAUUUGUUCAAGUUUGUGAUUUAGUUAAUUUUUGUUACAAAACCUUUCCAAAAACUAAUGAUCCAGUUAAUAUGCAAGUUAGAUACUUCAAAUCAAAUGUUGGUAUGAAGUUAUAUGUCUUGAUGAAGAAGGUUGAAUUGUUAAUGUUAAAGAUUGUGAAUCAGGAAUGGUUCCCAGUUGAAACAAUCAGAACUCAAUUCAAUGAGGAAAAUAUCAUGCAAUCCCUUCCUACUGUUUAUCAUGUUGCUACACCUGUUGACGAUACACUCUUCUUGUUUGCUGCUUAUGAGGCAGCACUUUCUUAUGCAGCUUUCAUUCCAAACAUGAGAGAUAUUGUGAGACCAACCACAAAAGAAAAUCUAAUUGCUGCAGCUUUAUUCUUGUUUAAUAGAUUGAAGGAUUUCCCAAUUUUGAAUGAUGGUAUUCGAAAUUAUGCAGAUAUGGUCUUUUCAGAUUAUGAAGCAGCCAAAUUGGCCUACACUACUGCAAAGCCAAUUGAAAAUGAACCAGAUUUCCAUUAUAAUGCUGAUAAGAAUGCUUAUUCUUACUUGGGAAAGACAUUUACAGAGCACGAGUUUGAUUGGUUCGAAGAUAUUGAAACAAAUAUUCCAAUUCAUCUUGGAAACUUUAUCAAAGCUUUGAAGGUUGCUGCUUAUGAUGGUGAUAGAAAGCAAAGUAUGGAUGUUUUGGAUGAAUGUAUCAAAACUGAUCCAAAUAAUAUUUAUAUUCACUAUUUGAAGGCAUCUCGUUUGGACAUUCUCACUGAUUCAGAGCCAGACCUCAAUAUUGCUCACAAUAAUUACUCAAAUGCCAUUCAUCAUUUGGAGAUGGCAUUGGCCUAUCUUGCAAAAACUCCAAAGUUGCCACUCCCUACUCUUGCAAAGACCAAUUUUUCACCUGACAUUGAAGUACCAGAAAAACAGGUUGAAAGAAUUAACGAUCUCAAAUUCUCACCAAUUAGUUUGAUAUUGGCCAGCAUGUAUGCAAGAGCUGCUGAAUCUGGAGUUUCAAUAGAUUUGAGACACAUUUAUGGUGCAAAGGGGGUCGAUUUUGUCAGACAAGCUGAAUUAUAUUCGAGAUCACCUAAUGGACCAUAUUUUUAUAUGAUUAAGGGAGCUUGCUAUUAUGAUUGUGACAUGUAUGAAUUGUCAAUCAAUGCCUAUUCUUCUGUUGAAAGAUUUGAAGCAGUUUUGGAUCCAAGUUUUAUUAUUGACUCUCUUUGUUAUGCUUCUCAGGGAAUGAUUGCUCUUGGAUAUGCUGAUAAGUGUUUAGAAGUAAUGGACUUUUAUAUUGAAAAAUAUAAUGAUGCAAGAUUAGUUUGCCAAAAGAUUCUCUGUAAAGAUUACUUGUGUAGAUCAAAGGAUGAAUUGAGACAGGUUUUGAAAGAAUUCGAACAAUUAAAGGAGAGCAUUCAAGAUUUGAAACUCACUGAUCCAUACGUUUUUUCAAAAGUUAACAUGCAUACCAAUACAAGAAUUAAUGAAAUUUUGAUAGCUAUCAACAAUCCACAAGUUGCUGAAUGUUGGUAAUUAAACUAAGAAUCCAUCUUCAGUGUUUGAGUGAACCUCGGAUACCUCUUACUCCAAUCUCUUAUUGAUUCAAGAUUUUUCUUAUUACACUUGAUUGAAGUGGGAAUUUCCAGACUUCUUUUUCAAGGUAGUUCAACUCCAGCUAUUUUGAUAUGAGCUGAUGAAAUACCUUCUAUCUCAAUUAAUUUGUCAGAUAUUGAAGUAAUAAAUUGUAUAGAGAGAGAAU
Messenger RNA from Naegleria gruberi, 2146 nucleotides. RefSeq lists its product as uncharacterized. The coding region runs from base 1 to 1920 and encodes 639 amino acids. Lineage: Eukaryota; Heterolobosea; Eutetramitea; Acrasida; Naegleriidae. The transcript has a single exon. The record is from RefSeq and is a predicted model, not a curated record.